This is a messenger RNA of Vicia villosa (hairy vetch), 384 nucleotides long. RefSeq names its product secreted RxLR effector protein 161-like. Bases 1 to 384 code for a protein of 127 amino acids. The record is from RefSeq and is a predicted model, not a curated record. The transcript has a single exon. NCBI's taxonomy places the organism in Eukaryota, Viridiplantae, Streptophyta, Magnoliopsida, Fabales, Fabaceae.
AUGGAGAGUUGCAAUGCUGUGAAGAAUCCAAUUGUCGUUGGAACAAAGCUGAUAAAAGAUGAAGGAGGAACUGAAGUUGAUGCUACCUUAUUCAAGCAAAUGGUGGGGAGUCUCAUUUACUUAACUGUGACUCGUCCCAACUUAAUGUAUGUUGUAAGUCUCAUUAGCAAGUACAUAUCUAGACCAACCGCGUCACUUUGGAUCGUAGCCAAGCGAAUUCUUAGAUACUUGAAAGGAACAACUGAACUGGGAAUUUUCUAUAAGAAGGGAGAAGAAAAUGUGAAGCUUUUGGUAUUCACGGAUAGUGGACAUGCAAACGAUCUUGAUGAUAGGAGGAGCACUUCUGGUUAUAUGCUCAAAAUAGGACAUGGAGUUGUAUCAUGA